Messenger RNA from Leopardus geoffroyi (Geoffroy's cat), 302 nucleotides. RefSeq names its product 60S acidic ribosomal protein P1-like. Gene Ontology annotation, biological process: cytoplasmic translation. The record is from RefSeq and is a predicted model, not a curated record. Gene Ontology annotation, cellular component: cytosolic large ribosomal subunit. Gene Ontology annotation, molecular function: structural constituent of ribosome; protein kinase activator activity; ribonucleoprotein complex binding. NCBI's taxonomy places the organism in Eukaryota, Metazoa, Chordata, Mammalia, Carnivora, Felidae. The transcript is spliced from 3 exons. The coding region runs from base 1 to 267 and encodes 88 amino acids.
AUGAUUCACACAGUGGCUUCUGUCUGUGAGCUUGCCUGCAUCUACCUGGCACUCAUCCUGCAUGACAAGGAGGUGCUGGCCAAUGCCAAUGUAAGGAGUCUCAUCUGCAAUGUAGGGGCUAGUGGACCCACCCCAGCAGUGGGUGCUGCACCAGCAGGAGUUUCUGCACCCUCCAUCACUGCUGUUGCAACUGAGAAUAAAGUAAAAGCAAAGAAAAAAGAAUUCAAGGAGUCUGAUGAUGACAUGGGCUUUGGUCUUUUUGAGUAAACCUCUUCUGUAACCUGUUCAAUAAAAAGCUUAAC